Messenger RNA from Mobula hypostoma (lesser devil ray), 9423 nucleotides. RefSeq names its product chromodomain-helicase-DNA-binding protein 5-like. Lineage: Eukaryota; Metazoa; Chordata; Chondrichthyes; Myliobatiformes; Myliobatidae. The record is from RefSeq and is a predicted model, not a curated record. Gene Ontology annotation, molecular function: chromatin binding; ATP-dependent chromatin remodeler activity; ATP binding. The transcript has 39 exons. Gene Ontology annotation, cellular component: chromatin; nucleus. Bases 304 to 5982 code for a protein of 1892 amino acids. Gene Ontology annotation, biological process: negative regulation of transcription by RNA polymerase II; chromatin remodeling.
GCUGAGGAGAUUUUUUUUUGUUGGUGUGUGGCGGCCAUUUUUCCACCUCACCCUGACAAAUCUGUCAAUAUAGUCACUCCAUCCGCUUCUGUCCUUCUUAAAAUAUCCAACAAGAGCUCCCUCCUGUCUUUUAUUCAUUUAGUUGUUUUUUUUUAAAAAAAAGAGCCUCCUUAUUUGCAUUUCCUUCCUUUAAAUGUAUGUUUCCUUUUCAGGAUAUUUAUUAAUGUAAAUUUUCUGUGACCACCCCCUCCAACACCUUCAUUUCUCUUCAAAUACAAAUAUAUAUAUAUAACUUAACAUUCAAUGAUGCCGGCAUCUUUUGGCAAUGAGGAGGACGGGAUGGAAAACGAUGAGGGAGCCCCAGGAUUAAAUGGAAUUGUGAGCCCUGCCCCUCUCAUGGACAUGAGCUGCCUCAAAGAUGACUAUCGGGCAGAGGAAGAGGAGGAGGAGGAGGAGGAAGAGGAAAGCCGUGAACCAAUGUUUCCAGAAGAAGAACCAGCCAAAGUGAAGAAAAAAAGGAAACCAAGGAAACAGAAAGAGAACAAGACUCCAAAAAUGAAGAAGAGGAAGAAGGAGGAGCAGAAGUCCUCCACGUACUUAAUGGACGACUGGGGUUUGGAAGAUGUGGAUUAUGAGUUCACAGAGGAGGAUUACCACACCUUGACCAACUAUAAAACCUUCAGCCAGUUCCUGAGGCCGCUCAUUGCCAAGAAAAAUCCAAAAAUCCCCAUGUCAAAAAUGAUGACAGUGCUUGGUGCAAAAUGGCGGGAGUUCAGUGCCAAUAACCCUUUCAAAGGGACCUCGGUGGCAGCAGCAGAGGUGGCAGCAGCGGCUGUGGCGGCUGCAGUAGAACAGGUGAUCGUGGCUCCGUCAGUACCUAUUCAGGUGCCGCCCCCUGUACAGCCUCCAGUUCCUCUAAGGAAAGCCAAGACCAAAGAAGGAAAAGGCCCAGGGGUCCGAAAGAAAAGUAAAAGUGCUCGAGCUGCUGAAUUAAAGAAGAAAGGAAAAGGGAAGAAGAUGGUGUCCCUGAAAAUCAAAUUGGGAGGAUUCAGCGGCAAACGGAAAAAGGAAUCUUCGAGCGAUGAAGAUGACCACGGCGAAUCCGAUCUGGACAGUGCCAGUGUCCAUAGCUGCUCCGUGCGAUCCGAGGGCUCAGCUGGUUUGGGCAAGAGGAGGAGGAAAGGUGGCAAGAGAAAAAAGAAGUUGGAAGAAGGUGAUGGCUACGAGACAGACCACCAGGACUACUGUGAAGUUUGCCAGCAAGGAGGGGAAAUUAUCUUGUGUGAUACGUGUCCUAGGGCCUAUCAUUUAGUCUGCUUGGACCCCGAGAUGGAGAAGGCCCCAGAAGGGAAGUGGAGUUGUCUGCACUGUGAAAAGGAAGGAAUCCAAUGGGAGGCCAAAGAGGACGAAGAGGAUGAGGAUGAAGAGGAGGGUGUGGAUGAAGAAGAUGAUGAUCACAUGGAAUUCUGCCGCGUCUGCAAAGAUGGAGGCGAGCUGCUGUGUUGUGACUCCUGCCCUUCCUCUUAUCACAUUCAUUGCCUUAACCCCCCGCUGCCCGAGAUCCCGAACGGGGAGUGGAUUUGUCCUCGUUGCCUGUGCACACCCCUGAAAGGUAAAGUUCAGCGAAUCUUGCACUGGACGUGGGGCUCCCCCCCGCCGCCACGCACUCCUUCAGGCCUGACGGACGGAGCCACUGACGCUGAGCGCCCCAAGCCCCUGGAAGGGCGACCGGAGCGAGAGUUCUUCGUGAAAUGGGUGGGACGGUCCUACUGGCACUGCUCUUGGGCCACAGAACUGCAGCUGGAGCUGUACCACACGGUGAUGUUCCGGAACUUCCAAAGGAAGAACGACAUGGACGAGCCACCUCCGUUCGACUAUGGCUCCGGGGAUGACGAGAAGAGCGAAAAGCGGAAGAAUAAAGAUCCACAGAGCGCGGCAAUGGAAAAGCGGUUCUAUCGGUACGGCAUCAAACCUGAGUGGCUGAUCAUCCAACGAAUCAUAAAUCACAGCUUUGAUAAGAAGGGUGACUUACAUUAUCUGAUUAAAUGGAGGGAUUUGCCAUAUGAUCAGGCUACCUGGGAACAUGAAGAUUUUGACAUUCCAGAUUACGACACCAUGAAGGAGAUGUACUGGAAUCACAGGCAGUUGAUUAUGGGUGAAGACAUACGACCAGUGAGGAAGCUGAACAAGAAAGGACAGAAAGCUCGGGAGUUGGUCUUUGACCCACCGCCAUGCCAGCCUGUUGUGGACCCGACCGUGAAGUUUGACAAGCAGCCCGAUUACAUUGACGCUACCGGAGGCAACUUGCACCCGUACCAGCUGGAGGGGCUGAACUGGCUGCGUUUCUCCUGGGCACAGGGCACAGACACCAUCCUGGCUGAUGAGAUGGGACUGGGGAAAACAGUUCAGACCAUUGUGUUUCUGUACUCGCUCUUCAGAGAGGGACACUCCAAGGGACCUUUCCUAGUGAGUGCCCCACUGUCAACGAUUAUUAAUUGGGAGCGGGAGUUCAUGAUGUGGGCGCCAUCCUUCUACGUGGUAACGUACACUGGAGACAAAGAUUGCCGAGCUGUAAUCCGUGAGAAUGAGUUCUGCUUUGAUGAGAAUGUUUUCAAGAACGGGAAAAAGACCUUCAGGAUGAAGAGUGAAGCACAAAUAAAGUUUCAUGUCCUGCUCACAUCGUACGAGAUGAUCACCAUUGACCAGACAAUUCUCGGAUCCAUUGACUGGGCUUGCCUUGUGGUUGAUGAAGCUCACAGGCUGAAAAAUAACCAGUCCAAAUAUUUCAGGGUGCUAAAUUCAUAUAAAAUCGAUUACAAGCUGCUGUUGACGGGGACACCACUGCAGAAUAACCUGGAGGAGCUUUUCCACCUGCUGAACUUUCUCACUCCUCUGCGUUUCAAUAAUCUGGAAGGAUUCCUGGAAGAGUUUGCAGACAUCUCGAAAGAAGAUCAGAUCAAGAAGCUUCACGACCUCCUGGGUCCACAUAUGCUGCGGCGUCUUAAGACCGACGUCUUUAAGAACAUGCCGUCAAAGACCGAGCUGAUUGUCCGCGUGGAGCUCAGUUCCAUGCAGAAGAAGUAUUACAAGUUCAUUUUGACCAAAAACUUUGAGGCUCUGAAUUCGAAAGGCGGUGGGAACCAGGUAUCACUACUGAACAUCAUGAUGGAUCUGAAGAAGUGCUGCAACCAUCCCUACUUGUUUCCGGUGGCUGCGGUGGAAGCCCCAGUGUUGCCGAAUGGAUCGUAUGACGGGAAUUCACUGGUGAAGUCCUCUGGAAAGCUGAUACUCCUGCAAAAGAUGUUGAGGAAGCUGCACAGCCAGGGCCACCGAGUGUUGAUCUUCUCCCAGAUGACUAAAAUGCUGGAUCUGUUGGAGGAUUUCCUGGAGUACGAUGGAUAUAAAUACGAGCGGAUAGAUGGGAGCAUCACUGGCAAUCAACGGCAGGAGGCUAUCGACCGGUUUAAUGCCCCUGGAGCCCAGCAGUUCUGUUUCCUCCUGUCCACUCGAGCCGGAGGUCUGGGAAUUAACUUGGCCACAGCAGACACUGUUGUAAUUUACGAUUCAGACUGGAACCCCCACAAUGACAUUCAGGCGUUCAGCAGGGCUCAUCGCAUUGGCCAGAACAAGAAGGUGAUGAUCUACCGUUUCGUGACCCGGGCCUCGGUAGAAGAACGCAUCACGCAGGUGGCCAAGAAGAAGAUGAUGCUAACUCACUUGGUGGUGCGGCCCGGAUUGGGGUCCAAGUCUGGCUCCAUGUCCAAGCAGGAGUUGGAUGACAUCCUCAAGUUCGGCACGGAGGAACUCUUCAAGGAUGAUGAAGCUGAGAAGGAAGCUGAGGAGAUGCGGAUGAUCCACUACGAUGACAGUGCUAUCUCCAAGCUUCUCGAUCGCAAUCAGAACGCAACGGACGAUGCUGACAUUCAGAAUAUGAACGAGUACCUCAGCUCCUUCAAAGUAGCCCAGUACGUGGUACGGGAAGAGGACGAACAGGAGGAGGUUGAAAGAGAGAUCAUCAAACAGGAAGAGAAUGUGGACCCUGAUUAUUGGGAGAAGCUUCUUAGGCAUCACUAUGAGCAGCAACAAGAGGAUCUCGCCAGGAAUCUGGGCAAAGGGAAGCGCAUUCGCAAGCAGGUCAACUACAACGAUGCCUCCCAGGAGGACCAAGAGUGGCAGGAUGACCUAUCAGACAACCAGUCGGAGUACUCCGUGGGCUCUGAGGAUGAGGAUGAAGACUUUGAAGAGAAGCUGGAAGCUGGGAGACGACAAUCACGGAGGCAACUUAAGAAUGAGAGGGACAAACCCCUCCCGCCCUUACUAGCUCGAGUUGGUGGGAAUAUUGAGGUUCUUGGGUUCAAUGCUCGCCAGCGGAAAGCCUUUGUCAAUGCCAUCAUGCGCUGGGGGAUGCCGCCACAAGAUGCUUUCAAUUCACACUGGCUGGUGCGAGAUCUCCGGGGGAAGAGUGAGAAGGAGUUCCGAGCCUACGUCUCGUUGUUUAUGAGACACUUGUGUGAACCGGGUGCAGACGGAUCCGAGACCUUUGCAGACGGUGUGCCCCGUGAAGGGUUGUCCCGGCAACAUGUGCUCACCAGGAUAGGCGUGAUGUCACUGGUCAGGAAGAAGGUGCAGGAGUUUGAAUACAUCAACGGGAGGUACAGCACGCCGGAGAUGGUGCCCGAGAACAUGGAGAGCAAGAAGCCCAUUGACUGCACGUCGUCUGAUGCCAGCACCCCUGUUGCUGCCAGCCCUGCCUGCCCUCUGCCUGGUGUACCAGCUCACAGCUCUACCGAGAAGAAUGACUGCUGUGCGGAAGUGAUGGAUGACAGCGAGAGGGAAAAGGAGGAGUGUGAGAUUCCCGGCGGGGUGAAGGCGGCUCCUGGCAGCGAGAAGCCUCAGGAAGCGGAGAGCAAGAGGCAAGGGGGCGAGAGCGGAGCGGAGGAGAAAGGGGGGCACGAGCUGCUGGAGCAGACGGCACCCCCUCACCCCAAAGCUGAAGAGGCUAACGAGGACAAAGAUGUUGCAGAAAGCCUGCAGAAUGGUGAGAUAGUGAAAGACAUGAAGGAGGAAGACAGCAGAAAGGAGCAGGCUGGCAAAGGAAAAUUUAUGUUCAAUAUCGCGGACGGAGGUUUCACAGAGUUGCACACACUUUGGCAGAAUGAAGAACGAGCUGCUGUUUCUUCCGGAAAGAUCUACGACAUCUGGCAUAGGAGGCACGACUACUGGCUGCUGGCUGGCAUCGUUGCUCACGGCUAUGCUCGAUGGCAAGACAUCCAAAACGAUCCCAGAUACACCAUCAUCAAUGAACCGUUCAAAGCGGAGAUGAACAAGGGGAAUUUCCUGGAAAUGAAGAACAAGUUCCUGGCCAGGAGGUUCAAGCUCCUGGAGCAGGCUCUGGUGAUCGAAGAGCAACUACGGAGAGCCGCUUACCUCAACAUGACCCAGGACCCCAACCACCCUGCCAUGGCUCUCAACGCCCGCUUCGCUGAGGUUGAAUGUUUAGCCGAGAGCCACCAACAUCUCUCCAAGGAGUCUCUGGCCGGUAACAAGCCCGCCAAUGCAGUUCUGCACAAAGUCCUGAACCAGCUGGAGGAGCUCCUGAGUGACAUGAAGGCGGACGUGACGAGGCUCCCCAACAUGCUGUCGCGGGUCCCGCCUGUCGCCGCCCGGCUCCAGAUGUCAGAGCGAAGCAUCCUGAGUCGACUCGCCAACCGGGGCACUGAGCCCCAGCAGCAGCCCUUCCCGCAGGGUCAGUACGGAGCGGCGCAGAUGUAUACUAGCAGCUUUGGGCCCACCUUCCGAGGGCCAGGGGCCGGAGCCCUCAUCAACUACAACCAGAUGCCACUGGGCCCCUACAUCAGCGCGACCACAAACAUUUCCGCUGUGAGUGUCCCGGAUAAAAAGCACUUGCCGGAAGGACUGAAGGAAAUGGAAGCAGGGGAAAGGAAAGAGAAAGUCAGUGAUGUGAUCUGCAUCGAAGAUUGACGGCAAGUCACCAGGAGCAGCUCCCAGCUAACAGCCAGCUCAGCCUGCCACCACACUCCUGACCUUCUGUAAACGCUCUUGAGAAACAUCAACUGUUUUCAUCUGGGGAGAGGGUGGUGGGGUGAGGAGGUGGGGGGUGGGGGGGGAGUGCUGCGCUCACUUGUACAUAUUUGCACUUUCUUUGCACGCUCGUGGAAGGCUGUUCCUGUUGCAUUGAGUGUUGUUUCAGGGAGAAUAAGGCCAGAGGUUAGGGAAUCAGGCUGAGAGACAACAAAAGCAUGAUCCUAAUCAGAACUUGCAAAGUCUGGAACUGAUUCUACACAGAUUCUGCUCAGCAUAACAUCCCUCAUCACCAUCACUAACCCUGGUCCUCCAUAGUGUACAGUUCGUAAACUACCUCCCUUCCUAGCUACAAUGUACUCUUCCUAACCCCACCCCUCUUUAAUGUCCUGGUCCACUACAGUGUUCUGCCCUUAACCAAAGUAUACUAUCUCUAACCCAGCCACCCCACCACAAACACUAAAGUGUUAUGAUCAAGUCCAGUGCAAUCUACCAUAAUAUAACUCCUACCACAAUCAAUCACCCUCGGCAUCAACCCCAGCCCAGUUACCCUGCUCCCCUGCUCCCCUGAGAACUCGGGAUUCCUGUGAGAAGGAAUCAGCUUUCACACAUUGGCUUGGGGGCACUUGGAGACUCCUGUGGUUUUGUCAAGGAGAAGAAAUCCUGCAUUCCGGGUCGGAAAGCUGGAGCUUGGACGUUCGUCCAGCCCAGUUUGGAACAAAGAACCCAUCCCUGUUCUGGUUCUCAGCUUCUCUGUGUUAGCAGGGCAGAGCCAUUAAUUUGCCCCUUUACAUGGCCUCCGAUUUGGGGUGUUGGAACAAGUUUGUGCCAUUUGCCAAUCUUAAGGCACAGGACUGUGCCAUAUCUUGUGUUAUGGAGGAGGCUUGCUGAGACUGGGCAUCGACCCACUCCCAGAAUUACCACAUCCCGGGAAAAUUCUCCACGUCCAAACACUGCGUCCAGUGUAUGUUGCUGGCAGCCCGGAAGCACGUGUCCAGAAUUACGCUGUGCUAGCGGGCAGUAGCACUGCACAGUGUAGAAUUGUGCCAUUCAGAGCGCAGAAAACCUGGUCGUGCCUCUGGUUGGAAAGUGACUGCGUUGGGACGAGACCAGAAACUCUCAGCAAUAAGGCCUAACCCAGGCAACGCUGAUGCUCUCCGAUAUCAGAUGGUCUGUGGAUGAGGUUAUAGUGCGCUGCCAGGAACCUUGGCAUCCCCUUCCUCUCCCUUACACCUACCAUCGUAGAACCAGUCUACCCUGACAUCACAGAACCGACAAAGCCAAGUUAGAAUCGGUACCUUCAGGAGAGGGAAGUCUCCCAAAUCUCGUUGCUAUUGGUAGCGAAUCACACUUCCCCUAGCUAAUGCUUUAAUGAAACAGGAUGCAAUUUUUAAUGUCAAUUAAGCUGGUUUAUUACAAGCAUCAAAAGGCUUGAAUAUUGAAAUUUCAGUGCCUUUUCAAAGCCAGAUUAUAUGAAUUGAGGUGAGGUGGUAUAACUCAAGAGGUUUAAGCUUCUGAAAAUACCCAUUUAUGAGAGUGUAUGCGAGGCUCCCCAUUGUUCUUUAUCUUCACUUUCAUCCUCAGUUCUGCUUAAACUUCUCCAUAGAUUAAAAUUCCGGUUCAUGCCCACUGGCUCUUCAUUUUCCAUUAUUUUCUCUCUCCUCUCCUCCUUGUUUGCCUUUCAAUUAUGCUUCUCAUUUCCCUCCUUUUCUCCCCAUCUCUUUUUACUCUUUCCUUCUGCAGAGACUCUCUGCAAACACGUUCCACAAUGUCCGUGUCCCUCAGUUUCUCGGCCUCGUGCCUACGUGACAUGGGCGAGCGCUGACAUUGUGUCUGCUCCAAGUUCAGCAAGGAAUGGCACUGUGGUAGAAGCUAAUCCAUGCACAAGAUAUUAACUUUUGGCUUUUGGGGGAAGUAAAUAUAAAUGGGUCCACCUCUCUGGCAACUUCAUCCUAAAUCUCUGAAGUCAAUCAGGAGAUGGUGCAACAUGGGAUACAUGUUGGCAACCAGACACGAGCUGAAGGAGCUGUAAACCCUAGAGAGGUUGGACUUUUCCAUUCAGCCAGAUUCUCACUGGGCUGUAGUUCGGUUCUGUUUUCCCUUUUAUCUCCAAUCCAAUGCGAGGCUGUUGGUUUGAGGGUGACUUGAUAAAGCAACUUUUUUUGCUUAACAGUAUUAUGUUAUAAUGGUAGGUAUUGUAUUGUUCAUUUAAUACAUGGGAGAUCUAUUGAGAAAAUUUCCAGCCAUUUGCACAUAUCUGUUCAAACCCAGUGUUAUAACUUUUUUUUAAAGCAGUACCUUGUCAGGUGUUAUUGUAUUUUCCAAUUUUGUGUACAGAAUAUUACUGCUGUCCAACUUGAGAUUAAUAAGCUAUUUGGUAAGAAAGUCUCUCUCGAACUGAAAGGCUUUAAGUUGACUGUAUAAACUCAAAGUGCAUCUUAAUACAGUCCCUAAAACAAUGCAGCCUUGUGCUCCUCUCUCUCUGUUCCUCUAAUUCUCCACAUCAGCAGAAGUUAAAGCCAAUGUGUUUAAUCAUUAUUUCUAAAGUUGUAAACCGUGAUGUUGUUUCCCCCUGCUGGUCUGUUGGGGUAACAACAGGUAAUCUGGCAGCAAGCCAUUUGGGUCACCAAAGGUCUCAUGAUCUAGGGAGAGGGAAGCAGGUGGAAGAGUGGAGAGGAUUGUGAGGGCAUUUUUGGGCAAGACAAUGCCAAAUUAAUCAUUUCUAUGCUCAUCUCUGAAAUGCCAAGUGAAAGCAAAGAUAUGUAGUGGACAGGUGAAUGUGGUCACUAACGUUAAAGAACAGAAUUCUCCAGCUCCGCUUUUACAGAGUCUAGAAAUGUACAGCGCAGAAACAGGCUCUUCAGCCAAUCUGUUCCAUGCUGAACACUUUACACUGCCCGCUCCAUACCUCUACCAUCCAUGUACCUAUCCAAAUGUAUUAAACAUUGAAUCAAGCUUGCAUGCACCACUUGGGUUGGCAACUCAUUCCACACUCUUGUGACUCUGAGUGAAGAAGUUUCCCCGCAUUUCCCCUUAAACUUUUCACUUUUCACCCCUAACCCAUGACCCCUGGUUGUUGUUCCACCCAACCUUAAUGGAAGAAGCUUGCUUGCAUUUACCCUAUCUAUACUCCUCAUAAUUUUGUAUACCUCUAUCAAAUCUCCUCUCAAUCUUUCCCAGUUCCUCUUUAAACACAGAGAAACCCUCCACAAGAACUUCUGUACAAGAAGAAAAAUUCCACUUACUAUUGGCCUUUUCCUGUUCUAAUUCCAGGGAUAUGAGCUCUCCUGAGAUGGAGGAUAAGAACUGGAAAAUGAAACAGGGUGGAGGUUGGGGGAAUGGGAAGUGAUGACUGCAUUCUGACAGAGGCAAAUUGAAGAA